AUGGCAGGAAGAGCAGCACCAAGUUCAAAGGCUUUCAAUCCUAAACAAUACGAGCGUCCAGGCCUCACUGAAGAUGAAAUCGAAGAAAUAAAAGAAGCCUUCGACUUAUUCGACACUGAUGGAUCUGGGACCAUCGACCCUAGAGAAUUAACCUCUGCCAUGCAAUCCCUUGGCUUCGAAGCCAAGAACCAAACCAUUUACCAAAUGGUCAGUGAUUUAGACAAAGACGGCUCAGGAGCUAUUGACUUCGACGAGUUUCUUGACAUGAUGACUGCAAGAAUGAGCGAUAAGGACACCAGAGAAGAUAUCCAAAAGGUCUUCAGACUUUUCGAUGACGAUAAAACUGGAACCAUCAGCAUAAAAAACCUUAGAAGAGUCGCCAAAGAACUUGGAGAAACAAUGACUGAUGAAGAGCUGCUUGAAAUGAUUGAGAGAGCUGAUAGUGAUGGAGAUGGACAAGUCUCUUUUGAAGACUUCUACAACAUCAUGACCAAGAAAGCUUUCCCUUAA
Blepharisma stoltei is the source of this 510-nucleotide messenger RNA. NCBI's taxonomy places the organism in Eukaryota, Ciliophora, Heterotrichea, Heterotrichida, Blepharismidae. The record is from the annotation of a GenBank genome assembly.